UUUCCCAUAAAAAGACACACAGAUUCAUUCACAGGCCUCUCUCAUAGUCAUUUCUCCAAGCAGCAAAAAAAACCAGCGCCACGUCAUCUUUUCUUCCUCUUCCUCUCCGUUUCUUCCCAAAAAUGUUCAGUUUCACCUCCGUUACAUUUCCUCCAAUCUCAACCCUAACACCAUACAUCGUCUCCGCCGUCAUCUUCCUCAUAUUCCUCGAACAACUCCGCUACCUAAUCAAGAAACGCCACGUCCCCGGUCCGCCUCUUGUCCUCCCCUUCCUCGGCAAUGCAAUAUCUCUAGUCCGUAACCCUACAAAAUUCUGGGAAGAACAGUCUUCAUUUUCAAAAAAAUUAGGGUUCUCAACGAAUUACAUCAUCGGAAGAUUCAUUCUGUUCAUCCGUGACACAGAACUUUCCCACCUCAUCUUCGCCAAUGUCCGCCCCGACGCCUUCAUGCUCAUCGGCCACCCCUUCGGGAAAAAACUGUUCGGCGAUCAUAACAUGAUAUACAUGUUCGGGCAGAGCCAUAAAGAUCUCCGGCGAAGAAUUGCUCCCAACUUUACGCCGAGAGCAUUGUCGACUUACUCCGAUAUUCAGCAGCGGAUUAUUCUCAAGCAUUUCAAGAACUGGGAGAGUUUAGCCAGUCGUGGGGAUAAUAAUUCUUUAAGUUUUAGAUUGCUGGUACGUGAUAUGAAUCUUGAAACGUCACAGACUGUUAUGGUCGGUCCGUAUUUGAAUCGUGAAGCUCAAGAAAGUUUUAGGGUUGAUUAUAAUUUAUUUAACGUUGGUUUAAUGAAGCUGCCGGUUGACCUUCCCGGCUUCGCGUUUCGAAACGCUAGGCUCGCCGUUGACCGUCUUGUGGAGACGCUGGGCGGCUGUACUAAGCGGAGUAAAUCAAGAAUGGGGAGGGAUAAUGAGGAACCGAUUUGUUUAGUUGAUUUCUGGAUGCAAGAAACUAUUAAAGAAAUCGCCGCCGCGGAAGCUGCCGGAGAGGCUACUCCUUCUCACACCAGCGACGCUGAAAUCGGUGGUUACCUUUUUGAUUUCCUAUUCGCCGCUCAGGACGCUUCCACUUCUUCUCUUCUUUGGGCGGUUACGCUUCUUGACUCACAUCCCGACGUUUUAGCAAAAGUCCGGGCAGAAGUAUCCGCCGUGUGGUCGCCGGAGUCAGGUAAGUUAAUCAAUGUAGAGCAAAUUAGGGAACUUAAAUACACGCAAGCGGUGGCGCGUGAAGUCAUUAGAUACAGAGCGCCGGCGACUUUGGUACCUCACAUUGCCGUUAGGGAUUUCCCGUUAACGGAGUCUUACACGAUUCCCAAGGGGACUAUAGUUUUCCCGUCGGUUUACGAGAGCUCAUUCCAAGGUUUUACCGAACCGGACCGAUUCGACCCAGACCGGUUCAGCGACGAGCGACAAGAGGAUCAAUUGUUCAAGAGAAAUUUCUUAGCUUUUGGAGCCGGGCCCCACCAGUGCGUGGGCCAGAGGUAUGCGUUGAAUCAUCUGGUGCUUUUCAUAUCUAUGUUCGUUAUGAUCUUUGAUUUCAAAAGAGAUCAAACGGACGGCUGUGAUGAUAUUGUUUAUAAUCCGACGAUUUGUCCUAAAGACGGGUGCACGGUUUUUCUGUCUAGGCGUUGUUCAGAGUUGCAGAAUCUUGAUCUGGAAUGACGAAAAUGUCCUUCUGGGUCAAACAAUUGUAAUUUGUUUUUGUUGUUUGUUUCUUGGGAAUAUUCAAGUGUUUGGUGAGUGUGUAUAGAUGAAGGGUUGGGAUUCUUUCUUAUUAUUGGUGCAUGGAACAUUGAUUGGUGGAUAAUUGGGUUUUGGGGUUGGUUGCAAUCUCAACAAAUGGGGUUUGUUGUGGAAUAAAAUUGUUCAUAAUCUUUAUUUUUGCAAUAUCUAUUUUUACCAUAGAAAAUCUAUUUUGCAAUUGUCAACUAAA
This is a messenger RNA of Mercurialis annua (annual mercury), 1929 nucleotides long. RefSeq names its product cytochrome P450 710A1-like. The record is from RefSeq and is a predicted model, not a curated record. Gene Ontology annotation, biological process: sterol metabolic process. Gene Ontology annotation, molecular function: iron ion binding; oxidoreductase activity, acting on paired donors, with incorporation or reduction of molecular oxygen; heme binding. NCBI's taxonomy places the organism in Eukaryota, Viridiplantae, Streptophyta, Magnoliopsida, Malpighiales, Euphorbiaceae. Bases 123 to 1658 code for a protein of 511 amino acids. The transcript has a single exon.